Molecule: messenger RNA, 829 nt
Organism: Toxorhynchites rutilus septentrionalis
Lineage: Eukaryota; Metazoa; Arthropoda; Insecta; Diptera; Culicidae
Product: peptidyl-prolyl cis-trans isomerase-like 3
Exons: 3
Coding region: 157-642 (161 amino acids)
Biological process (GO): protein folding; protein peptidyl-prolyl isomerization
Cellular component (GO): catalytic step 2 spliceosome
Molecular function (GO): peptidyl-prolyl cis-trans isomerase activity
Source: RefSeq, a predicted model, not a curated record
GUUGAUGCGGGACUGCAGAUCAACCAUGAUGAAAACAUUUUGUUUCACAACCGUGCAAACUGUUUUGUUUACGAAGUAACAAAAAGUGUUACCAGAAUUCACAUCAUUAGUUUCAACAGUGCACAAGACUAUUUCGUGGAUUCAGAAACUAACAAUAUGUCCGUUACUUUGCACACUGAUGUGGGCGACAUCAAGUUGGAAUUGUUCUGCGAAGAAUGCCCGAAAACUUGCGAAAACUUUCUAGCAUUAUGUGCGAGCGAUUAUUAUAAUGGGUGCAUCUUCCACAGGAAUAUUAAGGGCUUUAUUGUGCAGACUGGAGAUCCCGCUGGCACAGGUAAAGGAGGACAAUCGAUAUGGAGUCGUAAAUUCGAGGACGAGUUCAAGGAAGGAUUGAAACACAACGAACGAGGAAUGGUUUCCAUGGCUAACAGUGGACCGAAUACAAAUGCGAGCCAGUUUUUUAUAACAUAUGCUGCACAGCCGGCACUCGAUUUGAAGUAUACACUGUUUGGAAAAGUCAUAGAUGGUUUCGAAGCUCUGGAUGAAUUGGAAAAGUUGACCGUCAAUCCGAAAACAUAUCGGCCAGUGGUGGAGAAACGAAUCAAUAGCGUUACAAUACACAUGAAUCCGCUUGCGGGAUAAUAUGAUUAAAAUUCGAUCUUCUUAUUUUUAUGGAGCCUAGAUCAGUUUGCAAAAACAGUACAUGGUGAUAUAACCUUCAUUAAUUAGUAUGAUAAGAUUAGAAUAUAGUAUUUCGGACAAUUAUUUCAGAAUAUUAAAAUAAACAAAAUCAGCAUCCAUCAAAUCUAUUCGAAUGCAUCGCUCGGGU